AUGUCUCAUUUCUCAUUUAUUGCACUUGUGUUUCUUUUAUGUGUUACUUCUUCAUAUGCCGUCAAAGUUGCAGAUAUUGGAACUAUUUGCAACAAAGCCACAAACCCUUCUUUUUGUAUAAAUCUUCUCAAAUCGAAACCCGAUGGUGCAACUGGAGACCUCGUUAGUCUUACACAACACAUUAUUGAUGUCGUUCGUACCGAUAUAAAAAACACAAUUAACCUAAUCACGAAACUAAAUAGACAAAGUAGUGAUCCCAAGACAAAAACCCAUUACAAAAAUUGUUUGUUGUAUUUUGGAUCAAAUGUAGGAGCACUUAGUGAAGUUUCCGAAAUCCAACAACAUCUUAAGAGCGGAGAUUACAAUAUUGUGAAUAUGCGUGCAGGUAAUAUCAUGUUCUAUGUUGAUCUUUGUAUUUCAGGCGAUGCACCCGGUAUUCCACCAUUUCCAGAUCACUCUAAUCUUCCAAAAGUUGCUGGUGUUGUGAUACAAGUUGCUCAAAUUAUUCUAAUUUUGAGUAACUUUUUGUUGAAUUAG
Cicer arietinum (chickpea) is the source of this 537-nucleotide messenger RNA. Its product is annotated as pectinesterase inhibitor 1-like. Gene Ontology annotation, molecular function: pectinesterase inhibitor activity. NCBI's taxonomy places the organism in Eukaryota, Viridiplantae, Streptophyta, Magnoliopsida, Fabales, Fabaceae. The record is from RefSeq and is a predicted model, not a curated record. Gene Ontology annotation, biological process: negative regulation of catalytic activity.